Molecule: messenger RNA, 1763 nt
Organism: Sapajus apella (tufted capuchin)
Lineage: Eukaryota; Metazoa; Chordata; Mammalia; Primates; Cebidae
Gene: ENPP7
Product: ectonucleotide pyrophosphatase/phosphodiesterase 7
Exons: 6
Coding region: 222-1574 (450 amino acids)
Source: RefSeq, a predicted model, not a curated record
GCCCAAAUUGAUGCCAGCCCACGCACUCGAGGCUGGGACCAGGGGUGGCACCAACACGGCUGGGGAGCCCACUCCCGAGGUGCCACUGACUGGGGAUGACCACAGCCACAGUGCAAAGACGCACGGGAUGAGAUCAGCCCCCGUGACCCUGGGACUUUGCCCUCCUCCUCAGCAGAAGCUCUCCCGGCACCCUGUGUGCCUGUCCAUCUGGAAGGCCCAGCAUGAGACGCCCGGCCAUCCUCCUCGCUGUGGCUCUGGCCACGCUCCUGGCUCCAGGGGCCGGGGCACCGGUCCACAGGCAGGGCUCCCGGCACAAGCUGCUCCUGGUGUCCUUCGACGGCUUCCGCUGGAACUACGACCAGGACGUGGACACCCCCAACCUGGACGCCAUGGCCCGAGAUGGGGUGAAGGCACGCUAUAUGACCCCCGCCUUUGUCACCAUGACCAGCCCCUGCCACUUCACCCUGGUCACUGGCAAAUACAUUGAGAACCACGGGGUGGUUCACAACAUGUACUACAACACCACCAGCAAGGUGAAGCUGCCCUACCAUGCCACGCUGGGCAUCCAGAGGUGGUGGGACAACGGCAGCGUGCCCAUCUGGAUCACAGCCCAGAGGCAGGGCCUGAAGGCUGGCUCCUUCUUCUACCCCGGCGGGAAUGUCACCUACCAAGGGGUGGCCGUGACGCGGAGCCGGAAGGAAGGCGUCCUGCACAACUACAAAAAUGAGACGGAGUGGAGAGCCAACGUCGACACGGUGAUGGCGUGGUUCACGGAGGAGGGCCUGGAUCUGGUCACGCUCUACUUCGGGGAACCAGACUCCACGGGCCACAAGUACGGCCCCGAGUCCCCGGAGAGGAAGGAGAUGGUGCAGCAGGUGGACCGGACCGUGGGCUACCUCCGGGAGAGCAUCGCGCGCAGCCACCUCACAGACAGCCUCAACCUGAUCGUCACGUCCGACCACGGCAUGACCACCGUCAACAAGAAGGCUGGUGACCUGGUCGAGUUCCACAAGUUCCCCAACUUCACCUUCCAGGACAUCGAGUUUGAGCUCCUGGACUACGGACCAAACGGGAUGCUGCUCCCUAAAGAAGGGAGGCUGGAGACGGUGUACAGUGCGCUCAAGGACGCCCACCCCAAGCUCCACGUCUACAAGCGGGAGGAGUUCCCCGAGGCCUUCCACUACGCCGACAACCCCAGGAUCACGCCCCUGCUGAUGUACAGCGACCUUGGCUACGUCAUCCACGGAAGAGUUAACGUCCAGUUCAACAACGGGGAGCAUGGCUUUGACAACAAGGACAUGGACAUGAAGACCAUCUUCCGCGCCGUGGGCCCCAGCUUCCGGGCGGGCCUGGAGGUGGAGCCCUUUGAGAGCGUCCACGUGUACGAGCUCAUGUGCCAGCUGCUGGGCAUCGUGCCAGAGGCCAACGACGGGCACCCAGGUGCCCUGCGGCCCAUGCUGCGCACAGAGUCCACUCUCCUGCCAGAUGGAGGGUCAGCUCUCCUGCCCAGCAGCUGGCUGCUCCUCAUGAUGGGACUGCUGGGGACCAUGAUUCUCCUGUCUGAGGUCGCAUAACGCCCCACGGCUCAAGGAAGCCUCUGGGAGCCGCCCGCAGCCCUGGGCCUGCCGUCCCGCUGUGAUGCUCUGCUGGACGCGGACGGACCCUCCCUCCCCAGCUUAUCCCAGGCCAUAGGCGGCAUGCACUGUCCCCCGCCGCGCCAGUCCCCGUGCUGGUAAUAAACCUCGCAGCCCAGGCCCAGGGCC